This is a messenger RNA of Solea solea (common sole), 3528 nucleotides long. Its product is annotated as beta-1,3-galactosyltransferase 2. Bases 1700 to 2926 code for a protein of 408 amino acids. The record is from RefSeq and is a predicted model, not a curated record. Gene Ontology annotation, cellular component: membrane. The transcript is spliced from 2 exons. Gene Ontology annotation, molecular function: N-acetyl-beta-D-glucosaminide beta-(1,3)-galactosyltransferase activity. NCBI's taxonomy places the organism in Eukaryota, Metazoa, Chordata, Actinopteri, Pleuronectiformes, Soleidae.
UUUAAAGCAGGGUCAAACUUGAGGGACAAGGUCAAACUCCAACCUUAAAAACCAGUUUGAGCUCAAAAUAUACAGCCUAGCACCACAACAGUCCCAUGUAAUUGCUGCUUGGUCCAGCAGAGGGCACUGUAUUAUGUUGUAGUUUGCUGUGAAAUUGAUAGACACAAGCAAGUAAUAUGUCAUCCUGUGCUGACAUUCACUGAAUAUCUUUGAAGGAAUAGUGUGUCAUGUAGUAUUUGUUCCCUGCCUUAUUCAGGAUAAUAAAGAAAAUACUGCUCCCAGCAAUUCAUUGUUAGGAUUAAAAUGACAAUGCAUGGAUGAGAGAAUUAAGGAAACAGCCUCAAAUGGUUGAAUGAGCAGGGUAGAAUGGAAAGAAUGUUUUAAUUAAGCAUCUUUAUCUUUGUCCAGCACAAGAGACAGGCAGGAGAGGAAGACGGGGACAGGAGGGUCUAUUUGCACUGUCAGUGUUUGCACAGGUUAAGAAGAUGAUGGAUGAUUUUUUCUCUCCUCUUACUUAACAGCAUGCCAAACUGUGAUAACGCUUCAUUGCUCUCUCUGAGCAGUGGGUAUGAAUACAUAUAGGUCAGAAGCCCAACCCCCCCCCCCCACCUCAACAGAGUAGGCAGCAACAGCAGCAGAGAUAGCGUGAUGUGGUGGGAGAAUGUACUGCCACCAAGCCUGAAGCUGCAUUUCAGAAAACAACAUAAUUGACAGCACUGCCUCCUGUUCAUCAUUCUCCUCCCACACUGCUCUCACCCUUCUACCCCUCACACAGACAAGGCGGUGCGCUGAAGGACGGACACAAAGAGAGGAAAAUGGAAGUAAAAAAGGAGACGAGAGGUACAUGGGGGGAGGGAAGAUGACACUCAAGCGUGAAUCAGAGGAAGAAAGCAGCAGCGCAGGAGCAAAAGCACUGGUGUGUAAUUUAGAAGAAAAGCUUAGCCCGACAGAGAUGUACAGCUUGGGCAACAUCCAGGGAUUCACCCAAUUUAUCCAGUGUUGCUUUGAUAUUUGCAGUAUGGCGUAAGAGGACAGUGAAAGGAAUCGGGCUACCUGCCAGCAACAGACCUCCCCUCUACCUCUGGCCAGAGGUGGCGGUGGCAGCAACAGCAGCAACAUUAGCAUCAAGCCUCUGGAGACAAUGCACCAAAAACAGAGACUGCAACGCCGACACGCCGACACUCCGACACAUGAUCUGCUGAUGCAGACAUGUUGCUUUUUCAUGCAUGUGACGGUUAGUACAAGCUCCUGGAGAAGAUUUCAUUUCAUUUCCAAGUGACUAAUAUACUAAUGAACAACAUUGACAUUACUUUCUAAUGAAGGAGGAGGCUACUUUGUCACAUGGCAAUGUGAAUACAUGAGGAUCUAAGCUGGAUGCGAUUGUGAUUUGACUGGGAGUGCAGAGCAAAGACCUAGACGCUACCGAGUCUGCAACUGCUUUUCAUCAUAUUCAGCAAGAAAAGGCUUGGAUUAAAACGUACUAGCCGGACCAGAUGCUCGUAGGUCCCUAGGUUAUUUUAGUUUGACACCCCUGAUCGAGGGAACCACUGGACAUCAACAAAUUGGUUUACUGAAAUGGGAUGCCAAAACGGGGUCAAAGUCCUUUAAUUGACUCACCAGAUAGACUUCGGGUUUUCUCCAGGGAUCAAUACCUGGCCAAAUGCUGCUGAGUGCUAAGUGAAUCACAGCCAGCAGAACCAUGCAGUGGAGACGGCGCCACUGCUGUAAUCACACAGCCAUAUUCCUCUCACUGUUGGGUGUAUUGGUCUUUCUAGUUUACCAGGUGUGGCUGCCCAGGCUAACAGGUAUGCCAUGGUGGAGAGGCCAUCCUGUGGUGUAUGGAGGAGGUGGACUUCAAAACACCAAAGCCAAAGUGAACAUGAGCUCCCAACAUUCAAUGUGGAGAUUUGUUAUUGUUCCACAGCCAACUACCAAGGCUCAUGUCAAUGCAAGUUCCCAUGAGAAGGAGGACUUCUUUCCUCAAGGAGACCCAGAUUUUGAGAAUGCUCUGGCAGGCAACACAAGCCAAAGUGAAGAGAGAGAAAUUAAUAACAUAAGACAUGGGCCUUUCCAUUACAUCAUCAAUGAGCCAGACAAAUGUGUAAAAAUGAGCCCUGCACCAUUUCUGGUGUUGCUGAUAGCUACUGAAGCUCGGAAGGUGGAAGCAAGGAACGCCAUUCGUCAGACAUGGGGGAAUGAGAGUGUUUCUCCAGCUCUGGGAUUCAUCCGACUUUUCAUGCUGGGGAAAAGUGAGGGGGAGCUUGGACUUUUACAACAAAGGAUGCUCGAAGCAGAGAGCCAGAGGCACCAUGACAUAAUUCAGCAGGACUUUCUGGAUUCUUACAAAAACUUGACUAUUAAGACAUUGAUGGGAAUGAACUGGGUGGCAAUGCACUGCCCACAAGCCAGCUAUGUCAUGAAGACAGACAGUGACAUGUUCGUCAACACAGAGUACCUCAUUUAUAAACUUCUCAGACCAGAUCUGAAUCCCAAAAAGCACUACUUCACAGGAAAUAACAUGAGAGGCUUUGCACCCAACCGAAAUAAAAACAGCAAAUGGUACAUGCCCCCAGAGCUGUACCCAAAUGAAAAGUAUCCCACCUUCUGUUCUGGGACUGGUUAUGUCUUCUCUGGAGACUUGGCGAUUAAAAUCUAUGAGACAUCUCUAUGCAUUCGCCACCUGCAUCUCGAGGAUGUUUAUGUGGGAAUUUGCCUGGCCAAGCUCGGCAUUGAGCCCACACCACCACCCAAUGAGUUCCUAUUUAACCACUGGCGAGUGUCUUACUCAAGCUGCAAGUAUAGCCAUCUGAUAACAUCGCAUGGGUUUCACCCGAAUGAACUACUUAAAUAUUGGCAUCACUUGCAAAACAAUAAACACAAUGCCUGCAUCAAUUCAUUUAAAGAGAGAGCGGUCAAGACUCACUAAGUAGGAAUGAAUGCAAAAGACAGGCUCAAUAACUGAUACUUUUGUACUUACAAGCGCUGUACCAAUGGGAAAUUGUACAAUCUAUAUCAAUUUCCAGGUCAAAUGACUCUUAAGUACUCAGUGGAUAUUUACUGGCUCCAGCUCAAAACAGUGGUGGUGGAAACACCAGUCAUGAUCAUCGUAUUCUUUGCAAUGGUAGAACACAGUAUAAUUACUGUAAUGAAAUCACUGGUAACCUCUGUCUCAUUUCAGUCAAUGUUCACUAUGGAUGCACCGAAAUGAAAAUUGUUGGCCGAAACCAGGACCCGGAAAUCUGGAAACACUUGGCCAAAAACAGAAACACCGAAAUAAAUUACGUCAAUUCUGUACCAUUGUUUUUUUUUUUUUUUUAAACUUAAUUUUGUUGUUAUGGCUGGGACUGUGUGUACUUACCUCACUAAGUUAAGGCAUUGCAAUUGUAUAGAUUAAUACAUUUAACAUUUCCUCUUGUUAACCGAGUAACAAAAUGGGUGGACAUGAUAACAGCUGUCUAUUAAUGUGUCUUUCCUGUCUGUGGUGGUCUAUGUGGCUUUUCAUGUGCGCAAUAAAACAGUUAAACUGGU